CUUGAAGUUAGUUGACAUCAGACUUCCUCAAAUCUCUCUGAAACUCCGGAAAGGUGUCGGGAUCGACCUGAACGUCUAUACCAAAGUGGAGGUCAAUAUUCAGCUGCUCACAUUGUUUGAAUCUCUUGGUGGGGCGUGUAGUGAACAUCACAGCCCAGACUCGGAUGGUGCGAGACGCGUCAGGUGCCCCCAGGUUGGUCGUUCAGAACUGCAAGACCUUAAUGAGCGGCGUAAAGCUCAAGUCUGAGUUAUUAAAACCGCUGGAUGGGGUUGUAGGCAAUCUUUUGAACAAUCUCCUCCCUGGAGUGCUCUGUCCAGUCAUCGAACUUGUGGUGAAUGUCUUGAACACGCUUUUGGGGACAAUCAACAGCAUUUGUCCGUUUGGAGUGCUAGGACAAUUGCAUUAUACUCUGGCUGGCCUGCCUGUGUUCCAGGAUCAACACAUCCUUUUGAAUCUGAACCUAAUGAUCACCGAUCUUGAAGGCAAGAAGACCAUCAACCUUCCUCCAGUCCGGCUGCCCGUCCUGCCCGAGCCUGCAGCCGGGGACCACGUCUCCCAGUUGGUUCUGCCUGGUGAACUCAUCUCCACUCUGAUAGGGUCCCUGGGGUCGAAAGGGCUGCUCAACGCGGACAUCACUCAACAAACGCUCCGUGGAAAUGUCCCAAUGACGACGUCUGCUCUGCAGUCCUUGAUUCCAGCGAUUUCUCUCUUAGGAGUCCCUUCGUUGCCUCUGGUGGUCCGAAUUAGACUCAACGAACUCCCACGUGUGUCUCUGCAAAACGGAGAGGUGUUUGUGUCUCUCGCAACCUCGAUCGAAGUGCUGGCUCACACGAGAUUUGGAUCCAAACAGCUUUUUGAGUUGGCUGCUACGGUCGGCCUGAGUGGCAAAAUCACACCUGGACUAGCAAAGCUGAGCAUCACUUUGUCUCUGAAGAGCCUUAACCUCAGAGUCGCCUCUUCAGUACUUGGCAGCAUUAAUGUUGGUGUCCUUCAAGGCUGGAUCACAAACUUGCUUGUCUCUGAAUAUCUGCCAAUUCUCAAUGGUGCGUUGGAGAUCGGAAUUCCUCUCCCUAAGCUGUUCAAUUUGAACUUUGAUGAUGCUGCCGUCUCUGUUGUUCAAAACGCCCUUGUGGUCGGUACGACUCCGAAGCUGCACUAAAGGAAUGCUCCCCUUUGCUGUGAAAUACUGCAGAAGAAUCCCGGCUUCCCACUUUUCCCCAUGAUACCGCUGUCUUGCAGUUCUCUUCGUGCACUUUGGCUGUGAAAGAAGGAACUUCAGCUUAGACCCUUUCUGCUUCUCAAUGGGCUGCUGCCCAAUCAAAUGCGGCGCAGCAAAUCCGCUCCAAGAACCACGCAGCUCUUGUGUACCAAAUUCCAAUAAAAGGCUGUCACUUGCCCGGCA
Molecule: messenger RNA, 1403 nt
Organism: Sphaerodactylus townsendi
Lineage: Eukaryota; Metazoa; Chordata; Lepidosauria; Squamata; Sphaerodactylidae
Product: BPI fold-containing family B member 3-like
Exons: 14
Coding region: 165-1160 (331 amino acids)
Molecular function (GO): lipid binding
Source: RefSeq, a predicted model, not a curated record